GCUGUUUAUGUUUUCAGCCGGAGGAGCAGCUCUAUAUAAACCCGACCUACGCAGAAACUUUUCAGAUGCUGUUUUUUGAGGAAGACAAAGAGGACUUCAGGAAAAAGGAGCAAUGAACGGAACAAAAAAGACUCCGUACCAGGGGAAGAGGAGGUGUUUUGGAGAAUAUCAGUGCUCACAGUGUAGCAGGAAGUGGAUGAGCGCCAACUCCUGGGCCAACAUGGGACAAGAGUGCACCUCCUGUAAAAUCAACGUGUACCCACACAGACAGCGUCCGUUGGAGAAGCCUGAUGGACUGGACGACCAUUUGGACCCAGACAAAGCUCACCUGCAGCACCUGUGUGAGAAGUGUAAGAAGAUGGGCCGCUGCUGCAGACAGCGCUACAGAUGAAACCACAACCAACUCACGACAUCCAUGUUACAAACGGAAAAAAACUAUGUUCUAAUGCAGAUUUUUUAUUUUUUUUUUCUGUUCUUAUGAACUUCUGAAUGUAAAUAUUUUGUAUUUAUUUGUGCUUUCUCCAAAUGAAGAUAAUAAAUGAAGAAACUCUCUUCAAAA
Boleophthalmus pectinirostris (great blue-spotted mudskipper) is the source of this 559-nucleotide messenger RNA. RefSeq names its product zinc finger CCHC domain-containing protein 24-like. Bases 113 to 391 code for a protein of 92 amino acids. The record is from RefSeq and is a predicted model, not a curated record. The transcript is spliced from 3 exons. Lineage: Eukaryota; Metazoa; Chordata; Actinopteri; Gobiiformes; Gobiidae.